This is a messenger RNA of Purpureocillium lilacinum, 873 nucleotides long. RefSeq lists its product as uncharacterized. Gene Ontology annotation, molecular function: polyubiquitin modification-dependent protein binding. The record is from RefSeq and is a predicted model, not a curated record. NCBI's taxonomy places the organism in Eukaryota, Fungi, Ascomycota, Sordariomycetes, Hypocreales, Ophiocordycipitaceae. Gene Ontology annotation, cellular component: cytosol; nucleus; proteasome regulatory particle, base subcomplex. Gene Ontology annotation, biological process: proteasome-mediated ubiquitin-dependent protein catabolic process.
AUGGUCCUCGAGGCGGUGAUGGUUGUCGUGGACAACAGCGAGAGCAGCAGAAAUGGCGACUACCAACCGACCCGGUUCGACUCACAAGUCGAUGCCGUCAACGUCCUCUUCCAAAGCAUCACGCAAGGCAACCCGGAGUCGUCGGUCGGCCUGAUGAGCAUGGGCGGCAAGGGCCCGGAGGUCCUGGUGACGCUCACCACCGAGCAGGGCAAGAUCCUUGAGGGCCUGCACCGGACCAAGAAGAAGAUUGGCGGAUCGUCGCACCUGAAGACGGGAAUCCAGGUGGCCACGCUCGCCCUCAAGCACCGCCAGAACCGAUCCCAACGACAGCGGAUAAUAGUCUUCAUCUGCUCGCCGAUCGAGGAGGACGAGAAGGAGCUCACACAGCUCGCCAAGAAGAUGAAGAAGGGCAACAUCUCGGUCGACUUUAUCCUGUUUGGAGACCUCGACGACGACGACACGCAGACGAAACUGCAGGCCUUCAACGACGCCGUCAAGGGCAGCGAGGGCUCGCACCUCGUCGUCAUCCCGCCGAGCAGCAAGCUACUUAGCGACCAGCUCGUCGCGACGCCGAUCCUCCUGGGCGAGAAUGCUUCUGGUGCCGGCGGCGCUGGCGGCUCUGGCGGCGGCGGUGAGGAAUUCGAGUUCGGCUUCGACCCGGCGCUGGAGCCCGAGCUGGCGCUGGCCCUGCGCAUGAGCAUGGAGGAAGAGAAGGCACGCCAGGAGAAGCGGGCACGUGAGGAGGAGGAGGCGGCCAAGAAGGCGUCGUUGGAGGGCGUCAAGGAAGAGGACGAGGCCGGCGGUAGCGGCAGCGGCAGCGGUGCGCAGAACGGAGACAAGAAGGACAGUGGCGACAAGAUGGACACGACGUAA